CACAACAAAAGUGUUAAAUCUAGCUUUUUGGCGGCCGUACAACUUGGGUUUGAAUACAAGAUACAUGUGUUAUAAAGUGAUUGUGUUGGAUGGUUUCACAAAGUGUUUAAAAGAUAGGCCCUUCGUCCCCUCCCCCCUGUAGUAUAAUGUCGAGGUCCUUGCUCUGAAGGUUACAUCUGACGUCUCGAUACCCGCCCCGACAAGGUAUAGUUGCACCGCACCCAGUUAAUCACUGCAGAAAGGUAGCAGAGGAUUUGAGAAAUACACGUAUCGGAAGAACACACCAUCAUGAGGACUUACGUUGGUUUUGCUCUUGCUCUUGCUGUCCUGUUCAUCGCAAGUCCAGUGGAAGGAGGAAAGAAACCACAAUGCAGUGCUAUGGUUUAUCCUAAUGUUGACUGCACCAGCUGCACGUACAAUAAUGCUCCUGUAGCAACGGCUUCAACGUACAAGAAGAAGACCAUCUGCACCUGUGAAUGCGAUUUUGGCUGCGUGAGAAGCAGCGGCAAAGCAGUGAGGGAGUGUAAAAUCAGGCCUAGGCGUUGGAGCCCCUCCCCCAGACUUGAGUGCAGUUGCAGGUCUUGUGCCGGUCCACCGACACCACCCUUCGACUACACAUCUAGUGACUGCACCGGGGGACCAUUUGGUUUCGGCACUAUCUGUACGUUCGAAUGUCCGGCCACCCACACUGUUACAGUCCCAGACGAAAACAGGCAGCACUACUGUGAGGACGGUAGAUGGGUGCCUCAUGGGAACGUACUAGAUGGAUGCGCUCUAAAUGGAGGAUGGUCUGACUGGGUGGAUGGCGGAUGUAGCGUGACCUGCGGCAGCGGCACCCAGACCCAGACCCGUACCUGCGACAACCCGACACCCGAAGCAGGAGGCGCUGAGUGCACCCGGGAGGACAGCACAAUGACGACAUCGGCAGACAGGGUUGAGACCAAAUCGGGCGUCGCAUGCGAUUUGGCUCCCUGUCCUCCGGUGGAUGGAGGAUGGUCCGACUGGGUGGAUGGCGCAUGUAGCGUGACCUGCGGCGGCGGCAUGUACACCCGUACCCGUGACUGCAACAACCCCGCACCCGCAAACGGAGGCGCUGAGUGCACGCUGGAGGACGGCACAAUGACGGCAGAGGGUGACAGGACUGAGACCGUGGAAUCCGGAUGCAACGAGGACGCCUGCCCGACCGGAGAAGUGCCUACGGUGUUGCCGACAGGAAGCGCUUGAGCGGUAUGACUGCUUGACUGACCAAACGAGCACCAAGAGGACGAGUGUCAUAUUCAACCAGAAGAAACAGUAGAACCCUUUCCCUCAAGCUAAGAGUUAACAAAAGUAUCUGUCGCUACUACGGACGAACAGAUCAUCCUUUUGCAUAGUUUGUUUCGCAUCUUCAAAAUAUGAUUAGGGGGGCUAUUCAAAUAGUUUAUAAAAUAAGAUGCAACUCAUAGCUACACUAAAGCGAUGUAAUCGUAUUCUAUCAUAUAAUCUUUUCUUUCAUAUGACGUUCUUUGAGUAUUAUGACGUAGAAAUGUCAUAAGGGUUAUAAAUGUUAAUGCACUUUUUUAGAUAUCUCUGUUAAUUGUGCAAUGAAUGGCAAGAACUCGAAAUAACGCUUGUUGAUAACAGUGAUAGAAUAGAAGUUUAUAGUAAACUAUACGCUCAGCCUCCUUAGUGCAAUCUCUCACUCCUUUGUCCGUCCCUUAUAUGGUCAUUUUGACCUCGCCGUUUUCGGUCACGUUUGCUUUACCUCCAGCGUUUUUUUUCCUGUUAGCAUAUCAAUUCUUAUCAUAACCACUACCAAAUACCAUUUGUUUAUGGUCAAUAGACCAACUCCAGAGCCCCACUGUCCUUCGUCAAAACGUAACAUGCAAAUUACGAACUUAGAAAAUGCAAAUAUUUCAUUGGUCAUACCGCAGAUUGGCAUUCCCAUGAAUCUGUUAGACUGCUUUCGGUGAUGAGGAUAUCAGUAUUCAUAAUAAUUUACAUAAUAUAAGUAUAAAAAUAUAUGUAGAUCCUUACAUAUAAAGAUAUAUAACGUUAUAGAAAUAUAUAGCAAUGAUCACAGUGAAUUUGUUACUUGCGAAUUGGUUCUCUAGUACAGUUUUUACGUCCAAAUUAUCAGGCCGAAUGGAAAGAAAAGAAUGAUUAUUCAAAUUCAUAUUCAAGAUGUCAUUUUGAAAGGAAACAAAAACAGUCAAGAAAACAAACCGAAGACACAAAAAGUCAGAUUUAUGAACUGUUUGAUCUUGCAUUAGGCUGGUUCGCACCAAAUCAUCCAAUGGGCACGACUCAUGUAGGUCAUUUGCAUAGUUGUGGCCUAAUUUGCAUGUUCAGGACACGUCACCCUAAGCGACAUCUUUGCUCAAACCUAGGAGGCCAUUAUAACUUUAUAACUCCCUUCAGAGAAAACAAAUUAUCCCUAAAGCACUAUGAAAUGUUCAACCAUUUGGCAAAAAAAUGAUUAAGAAAACAUCCACCCAUUGUCUUUGGACUCAUAUCUAAAUUCAAGAACGACAAAAUUUAUGUUGAACCAACUAUUAUUUCGAAACUAUAUUAUACCGUUAGAGAUGCUAUUACCGAAUUAUAGUAAUAUUUUUUUGCAAUAUAUACAACAUAUAUUAGAAAUACAAUACAAAUAGUAUAUGAUAUACAGGUGCGCUUGGCAUGCUUCGAAAUCAUAGCAAUGAAAUUAUUAUCAUCGGUACCAAAGAAUAAAACUGCAAUAACAGAGUCAUAUUAUAUCUAACGCUAGUUCACCUUUAUCUGCGAGGUGACCUAUAUCCCUUGUAUUUAAAGACAGGGUUUUUAGGGAUAUCAAGUCGAUGGACGGUGGUUUAAAACUGAAAUAUUGUGAAAAUAUUGUAAUUUGAAACCACCCAUAAACUUCAUAUUCCUAAAUACCCUGUUUUUAAAUACAACGGACAUAAGUUACCCCGCGGAUAAAGGUGAAGUAGGUUGUCACUGAAAAUUUAGAGUUAUAUGUGUAGAAUUGAAAGUAAAAUGUAUGCUUUGAGGCCGAAUUUUGAUUGUAGAGACUGCUUUCUGUAGAUGAAAACACUGCAUAUUAUUUGGGCCUUUCUUGGUACACCUUUUUUCCUAGAGAACUCUCCACCCUACAUUCAAUAAAUAUGUAACGCUGUAGGCUAUAUAGCCAAUGUGGAAAUAUUUAUUAAGACAUACUAGUAUAUAGCAUUGCAUAGAUAAACAUAUUCACCUAGCUACCAGGUACUAGUAAUAUAUUUUUACAAGGCCCAGGCAUAGUAAACAUAUUUACCUGCCUUGGCCUUGUAUAAAUAUGAGAGAACGUAUAAUAGAAAUAUUUACGGAAUUUGCACUUUUAUAGAUCACAUAUUGGUGUAAGAAUCGUGCAAACACUUCGAUUUUGCAACAGAAAAAAAUGAUUCAAACCUGACAUGCUGAUAUUAUGAUGCACCUAAAUGUGAUACAAGAUAUCUCUUCUUGAAAUAGACGCAUGCGCUCUGUCAUGUUUCUACUAUGUAGAUUAAACUUUACUUUCCUGA
Branchiostoma floridae (Florida lancelet) is the source of this 3518-nucleotide messenger RNA. RefSeq names its product hemicentin-1-like. The transcript has 6 exons. The record is from RefSeq and is a predicted model, not a curated record. The coding region runs from base 289 to 1224 and encodes 311 amino acids. NCBI's taxonomy places the organism in Eukaryota, Metazoa, Chordata, Leptocardii, Amphioxiformes, Branchiostomatidae.